Molecule: messenger RNA, 226 nt
Organism: Candidula unifasciata
Lineage: Eukaryota; Metazoa; Mollusca; Gastropoda; Stylommatophora; Geomitridae
Source: the annotation of a GenBank genome assembly
AUGAAAUGUCCCAAGCCUGCAGGGAAAUGUCCCGAGCCUGCAGUGAAAUGUACCGAGCCUGCAGUGAAAUGUCCCCAGUUUGCAGUGAAAUGUCCCAAGCCUGCACUGAAAUGUCCUCAGUCUGCAGUGAAAUGUCCCAAGCCUGCACUGAAAUGUCCUCAGCCUGCACUGAAAUGUCCUCAGCCUGCAGUGAAAUGUCCCAAGCCUGCAGUGAGAACACGUUACU